CUGUGCCUAAUACAUAAAUUAAGCUUUAUGAUAGGCAUGUAUGUAUAGGAAAAACCAUAAUGUACAUAGGGUUUAGUACUAUCCUCAGUUUCAGGCAUCCACCAGGGCUCUUGGGACAUAUCCCCUGUGGACAAAAGGGGGCUGCUGUAUGGUAACAUUAGGUGGCAAUGCAGCCAAGAUGGCAAUGAAAUCAACCUGUGUGGCCAGCGAUACCAUGUAAUAGUGCAAAAUAUUGUUCAUCAGCUGAUGUCAAAGUCUAGGCUGGAUGUCGUAACAGCCACUUAGGGCUGACAGUGCAUCGCGCAUGAAGAUGCAUCGCCGUCCUGUGUCCUUCGUGAGAAAGGACUGGAAGGAAAAAGGAGAAAACAAACUGUUCUAUUAAGGUAUUGCAGUUAUAGCUGAAAUGUGGGGUUUUUUUGUAAUUUAAUUAUUUGUCAUAGCUAUACAAUCAAUAAAAAUGGGAGAAAAACCCAGAGGUCAGCUUUGGUGGUGACCACUCCCCAGUUGAAACAAGUAUGUAUUAAUAGCUACUUGCAGCAGACUGGUGUUCCUCAUUAAUCUCACUAACAGCAAACUGCCUAGGAUAAAGACUGGUGUAUGGGAAGUUAGGGUGGUUCCUUCCAAUUUGACCCAAUAACUUUUUUUAACUCUUAUUAUAGAAAUUGCAGUCUCUUAUUUUAUAAAAAACAGCAAAAUGAAAAAUAGUGACAGUACCAAAUCCUGGCAAGGAUAUGGAGCAGCUGGAUUUCUCGUGCAUUGGGAAUGUGUGGUGGGAAUGGGAAAUGAUACCAACCACUCUGGAAAAUAGUUUAACAGUGUCUUAAAAAAUUAAACAUAUACUCACCAUUAUGACGCAACAAACUGCACUCCUGGCUAUUUACUCUAGAGAAAUAAAAACCUGUGUCUACAUAAAAACUUUUACCAGAAUGUUCAUAGCAACUUUAUUUAUAAUAGGAAAAAUCUGGAAACAAUUAAGAUGUUCUUCAGGUGGAUGGUUAAACAAAUUGGUACAUCCAUACUAUGGAAUACUACUCAGCAAUAAAAAAGAACAAACUGUUGAUACACACAAAAACUUGGAAGGAUCUCAAGAGAAUUAGGUUAAAGGUUCUUUUUUUCUUUGUUAAUCCAAUCUCAAAUCUGUCUGAUUCCAUUUACAGAAGAUUCUCAAAGUGACAAUUAUAGAGAUGGAGAACAGGUUAGGGAAUGGAACAGUUCUGUAUCUUGAUUGUGGUGGUUACAUGAUGCUACUACACCUGAUAAAAAACACGCACAUGCAUGUAAAUGAGUGCUGGUAAAAAUUGGUAAAAUAUGAAUAAGGUUUGUAGAUUGGACCAGUGUCAGUUUUCUGGUUUAAUAUUGUACUAUAGUUAUAUAAGAUGUUACCAUUGAAGAAAACUGAGUGAAGGGUACACAGACCCUUUCUGCACUGAUAUUCCUGUAAAUAUCUAUAAUUAGUUCAAAAUAAAAAAUUAACCAAGGUGGGGAGGGAGCUCAUUUGUUUGAGUCAGAUCUUUUCCAGGUCUUCCCUCCAAAGCUACACACUAGUAAAGUCUGUUACAAUACAGCUUCAGAGGCUCAAGGUAGGCUUGUCCCCAGAUCCCAGUGAUAUACUACAAUGGUGUCACUUGGACUAUAGAAAUAAUACUCUCAGGAAAAAAAGACAAGCAGAUUAUUACAUUUUGAGGCACUGGUACAAGAAAAAUAUUGUUACCUGAAUGCCCACGAAUAACAGCAACUGUUUGUUUCUGGGGUUGAAGUUGUAUUUCUAGGACUCCUUUUCAUUAAUUCUCUAGGAUUAUACACAUAGUGUUAAGGAAUGCUUUCUGAUAUAAUACACUGAUUUCUCAUUUACAUAUUGAUUGCAUGCUUCUCUGCAGGGUGAAUUUGUAAAUGAAUAUGUUGGCGAAUUAAUUGAUGAAGAAGAAUGCAGAUUGCGAAUCAAGCGAGCCCACGAGAACAGUGUAACUAAUUUUUAUAUGUUAACUGUUACCAAGGACCGUAUAAUUGAUGCUGGCCCUAAAGGAAAUUAUUCUCGCUUCAUGAACCACAGUUGUAAUCCGAACUGUGAAACACAGAAGUGGACAGUGAAUGGAGAUGUUCGAGUUGGACUGUUUGCUCUUUGUGAUAUUCCUGCAGGGAAGGAGUUAACUUUUAAUUAUAACCUGGACUGUCUGGGCAACGGCAGAACGGAGUGCCACUGUGGAGCAGAUAACUGCAGUGGUUUUCUUGGAGUGCGGCCAAAGUCGGCAUGUGUGUCAGCAACUGAAGAAAAGGCCAAAAAUGCCAAGUUAAAGCAGAAGAGACGAAAAAUCAAAACCGAACCAAAGCAGAUGCAUGAAGAUUACUGUUUUCAGUGUGGAGAUGGUGGAGAGCUGGUCAUGUGUGACAAAAAAGACUGUCCCAAAGCGUACCACCUCCUAUGCCUUAACCUGACUCAGCCCCCAUAUGGAAAGUGGGAGUGCCCGUGGCAUCAGUGCAACCAGUGCGGCAGUGCAGCUGUCUCCUUCUGUGAGUUCUGUCCACAUUCCUUUUGUAAAGAUCAUGACAAGGGGGCUCUGGUUCCCUCCACACUGGAAGGCCGUCUCUGCUGCUCUGAGCAUGACCCCGUGUCUCCUGUGUCAUCAGAAUACUGGAGCAAGAUCAAAUGUAAAUUGGAAUCGCAAGCUCAUGGAGAAGAAGUAAAAGAAUAAGUCGGUGGUGAUUUCCUUUUUUUUUCUUUUUAUUUAAAUGAAGAAAAAGGAAAAGCCAAAAGUGAAGAGAGAAUGCAUCAGUAGGAGAGACUGCUGCAGUGCACACAGCCUGGGCCGUCAGAACUGCCUUAUUCCAGUGAAAACGGGGAGCCCGUGCCAGCAGGCAGCAGCAGGGGUGGUAGCUGGGCUUUCUGAUUUGUUCUGUGGGUUCGGGAAUUCUUUUGUGAAGGGUUCGAUUCCAUUGGUCUUUUCUUGCCUUUUAUUGUGCUUCAAUGCCUUUGCAGCUGGAAAAAGAGAUGUGUUCGCUUUUAAAAUAUGAAGAGAAAAGAAAGUUUUGUUAAUGAGAUAAAUUUAAAAUCUAGGAUGUCUUCCUUGAGUGUAAAAAGCAAAAGUAGCCAUCAUUCCUUUAUUUAUUUUCUUUUUUUAAAAUUUUGAGAAGUGUAGUUCAGAUAGUCUAAUCAGUGUAUGUGUGUGUGUGUGUGUGUGUGUGUGUGUGUGUGUGUGUGUGUGUGUGUGUGUGUGUGUGUUUGAAGUAGGAAUUGGAGAAAGCCCUCUAGAAAAGGGUCUGACGAUCUUUAUAUACCUCUUUACGAGCAGUAGGUAGGCUAACUUCUCUUUCCCUUCACAAUGUCUUUCAUAGUCUUAGAGAAGGGUUCUGUGGGAGUAUCGAACUUGGCCUCUUGACAACAAAGUGCCUCAGUGGGUUUUACCUCUGUGGUCUUAAACCAAGUGGGCUUUGUGAUAUGAUAGCUUUACCUAAAAAGGUAUAUAAUGUGGUUUUGGGGUUUCGAAGAAAAAAGAAAUGGAUGUAAUUACUGAGUUUGAAAUGUUUUCCAUUGCCAGUGGGUAUUUUUGAUGAAGUGCGUUUAUGUGGACAUGAAUGCAUGGUUAGAAUGGUCAUUCCUGUUACCUUGACACACUGAUAAAGGCAGCUAAAGGGGGAUGAAAGGCACAGACCAAAAGUUGGCUCAUGUAAGCACCGUUUUCUGUCCAAUUUAAUGUAGAUCUUGGUCUGACUUGAAGAGAAUUAUGGGCAUUUUACUUUCUGUCUCUGUUUCCCUCUCCUAAUCUAACAUUCCCUUUGUCAGCCAUCACUUAAUCAUGUUUCCUGGUGAAAACUACUCAAAUUAAUUUAAUUGUAUUUGAAUAGCUUUUUUUUUUUGGUUUGGUUCCUAAUUUGGAGGGCAUCCCAAAAUUAUGUAAACAAUUUCUAUUAAGUAUUACCCAGUACUUAAAAUGGCCCCCACUGAGGAAGGGUAAGCACUUCUACGGGAUAUGUAAGAGGCACACAAACACACUUCGUCUUAGGAAGUACUUAGGGAAAGCUCCCAAGAAAGCAGUGUUAGCGAAAAUGGUGGGCUGUGAUGCUCGGAUCUCAGAUCAAGUGUACUAAGGUGUCUGCCCACAAACUCACUUGCUUUUAAUGCUUAGGAAUAUGUAUAUUCCAAUAUUCCUUGUAUGAAAUAAUUAGUAAUGUCAGACAUUGUUGUAACACUGUACUAAGUAGAAGUCUAGAAUUAGCUUGAAUGAACGUUAACUUUCUCUGUGAAUUUUGACUGCUUAACAAUUGCUGGUACCUGGUAGCAUUUAUUUUCCCUCAAGAAAUACCUAGUAACCUUACGAAGGUCGGGAGUACAGAUGCUCCAGCACAUCCCUUCAGUUGUGUUGUGUGUGUUCCUUUUUCUUAUCAAUUUAGAGCUCUUCUCUGGAAAAAAGAAAAAAAAUGUGUUUUGUGCCUCUCCUUUUUUUGGUAUGUAAAUGUGUAAUUAUACUGGAUUUUUCUCUUGUAAAAAAAAACACUACAUUUCUUUUACUUAAGCUCCUAAACUGCCAUUUGCCUGAUUCCAGCAGUUAAUUCUGAGGUAACUUAUUGGGCCUCCAACAAUUCUAUUGAUUAGAUAUGGUCCCAAAAGAAAGAGCAAAAUGGAAAAUGCUGUACAUGUUACCAACCAUAAUUGCUACAAAUAACAUGAAUUACAGCUCACUGAAACACUGAACUUUGCUCUUGAGCGAUUACAUAGUUUGAUGUCCUUUUAAGAAAUAAUUUAAGAAAAUCUAGGUUUUAUCAUACUAAAACUUUAUUUUAUAUAUGUAUAUGAUAAAUGUUUGCAGUUUUAAACUUACUAACAUGAAGGAUUUCCUUUAGUAUUUGAAAUGCACCUCUUGUUGAAAUAGUAUCCAACAUAAACUUAUCUCCUUGCUUUGUUUUGGACUUAGUGCUGUUUAAUAUCUGAUGACUUUUAUAUGGUAAGCCAGGGUAUAUCCAAAUACUACAGAUACCUUAGGUUUAUUUUUAUGCAUCUUCUGCAUUGUGUCAUAUUUUGUUGAUAUGUCUGUAACAGAGCUCUGCUGAGAUUUCGUAAUCUUUUGGGGGGUAGGGGUGGAAGACUAAUAGGAUUAUUCUACCAUUUCAGAAAUCAGGAUAGAAAACAAUAGCGAACCAUAGCUCUGGAGUCUUUGUCCAUGAAUGUUCUUUAAUGGUCUAAAAAGUGGUUUUAGUUACGCCAGUGCCAAGGAGCUCUCCUUACACCUCCAUAGCGUCACUGUUGACCUAUUUUAUAUAUUGUAAAGCUGCAGGUUCUGGAAGCAGAAAAAGAGUAAGCUGUGCUUUGUGUGUGCAUACUAUGUGUGCUUGCCUGUGCUUCAUCAGUGAAAUAUUCCAAGACCUAUUGCUCACUUAUAGUCUGAGGGUGGUAUUUAUUAACUUUUAAAUCUAUAUGUGUCAAAGCAUAAAAGGUUGGUUUUUAUUCUUGUCCCAAAAUGAAAUAACUUAAAGCAGCAUGGGAUAAUGGUAUUUUUUGUAACCUCAUGUUAAUUCUUUGAAGGAAGGAGUGAAUGUAAGAUUUUUGAUAAGCAGUAUAAAGCUUCAGAAAUUGGAUUGGUAACAGCUAAAGAUAAAAUCCUGGGGAAAAUUCCAGGCACUGUGCAGUAGAGGGAGGGGCUGCACCUUGGCUGGUCUGAGGAAUCAUUCAUUAGAGAUGCCGGGAGCGGGAGCGGGAAUCCGGAGGCGGGAUGAGGGCCCUUCCUUCCUUGAAGGCUGAAGCAGCUGGAGGGCGAUUGAUGUCUUCAGUAUCUAAUCAGGACUAGAGUUAAGGAUGAGGUGGGGUUUAUUUUCAUUUUUGAUUUAACAAGUUCUCACUGUCUUAAUUCUGAAAAAAUGAUCUGCUGGCUUAAAUUAUAGACUAGGCUGACUUUUAGAAUCAUUGAAACAUGGAGAUUUCUUUGUGUUCAAGUAAGGAACAUAAUCUAAAAUUUUUUUUAAAUAAUAGUAAUGGGGGCAGGUAAGCUGCCCCCAGCUCCCUUCUGCCAUUUCCAAAUAUUUGGAAACAUGCCUGUAAAUAAUGUUUUGAAACUGAGAUAAUCAUGUAAAGGACUCUCAGACAUAACAGGCUGUUGGACAACUUUCUUUCCUGGUUCAUGAAGUAGUUUCCUUUUUGAGGAGUUUGUCAUAUGGUGUGUGUGUUCCAAUAGGAUCAAACCCAGAUCUGCAGUUUGGAAACGAUACACAGUCCAACAACUCUGGACUACCCAGGAUUUGUUGCUUGUCUUUCAUUUUUAAAUACAAAGCUCUUCCUUUAGCAUUUACCUUAAAGUCAAGGUGCUGCUACUUGCCAUGUCCCAACAGGCCAAGAAGACAGGUUACCAUGGAGUCCUUACAGCUUGGGAAGCUUAUGUUUGAUGUACCUGUACAUGAGGUACGACGACAUUGGGAAGUUGCUUUAUUGGCAGUGCACAUUAGACUUGAAUUAUUUCUUAGGAGGCUGAUGCUCAAGCCACUCCCAAGUUGCUGCAGACAUGAAGUGAUCAUUUGGAACAAUUUCCUUUGGCCCUCGGCCACGUAGAAUUCGUCUCUGGUUAUUUGUAAACAAUGAGUAGAAUUUGCUUCCAUUUUCAGAUAGGCUAGGGAAUACAUACAAUUAGACAGCUUUGUCAUGUAUUAAGAAAUAUUGAAAAGUUGGAAAUUUGUAUAUACUGAAACCUACCAACUUUUAUCUGGGGUGGGACACAGGGAGAAAAGGGGGUUAUAGUAGGGUAACGGAGGGGAAUGAUAAUGUUUACCACAGGUACGAAGUAGUCACUUUAACAUUGAGACCUCUGCCUCAUUGAAUUCAGGUUUUUUAAGUACUUGAAAUUAUUCAGAUUCUCCUUAUUUUACCAGUUAUUUUAAAAUUUAUGAAGUAGAAAGCAUUGUUUUAUAUACUGUUUUGAAAAUAAAUAGCCUAGUCUCUUAUCCUCUUUAACUUGGAUUAAAGGUGAAGUUCUGCAAAUAGGAGAGUUUAUUCACAGUAAAUAUCUCAGACUUAAAAUGUACACACUUGAGGAGGAGACGCCUGCAUGAGAUACCAGCAGCCUUUUUAUGAAUAUUUCCUAUGUAUGUUCUUUAUUUUGUCAUUUUGUCAACCCAAGCACCCCUUCUUUCUUUUUAAUAUAUGCCUGUGUAGGGAAUAAAACAAAAAUUUGCACUUAUGUUACACUCCUGAAAUGCUGGGUGUAACCUGUGUGUUUCAAAAACCAUUUCCGUUCUUUUUUCGUCAGUCCAUUGCUUAAGUGACAAGUUCAGGUGCUUGUGGCACAUAUGUGUGAAGGGGGAGGAAGAGAAUUACCUGUACUUCGGUAGCCUCUAAGAGUCAUUAACGUGUAAGAAAAAGGGAAAAGUUGAAUAGUUGCCAAAGUCAUUUAUUCAGUCCUCAAUUUUCUUAUGUGACAUUGCUGUAUUUGCAUAUUGGCAAGAAAUCACCUUCAAGCUCCAGGACUCCCCUUCCCUACCAGCCACAGACUUCUGAUAUGUGUGAAUGGCUCUCAAUACCCAUCAGAUUACCUAGAUAAGGUAUUUGUAAGGUAUUCUUGUCAGUUUAGAAGUGGACUGGAUAAAAUUUACUUUGUUGUCGUUUAUAUUGCUCUUUAUUUCAUUUGUGCUGUUACAUACCCUAUGUUAAAAAAGAAAAUCAUAUUGCCACCGACAACCAAGAUGCUAAACGAUGAUUACAACUGGCUAAUAAGAUUCUUUUUAUAUACAAGGGUGUGUGCAUAAUUGGAAUUGUUAUAAGUUCAUUUGUAUCCACUUGUAAUAUUGCACAACAGAUACCUACAGAUUCUGUUUUCAUUUCCUUGUGAUCUUUUAUGAUAAUGACCUUUGUAGAUUGGUUAUUUCUGUACUUUGUUUAUCUGUAAUAAACUUUGUAGAUCCUGUGAAAUGUUAUUUUGCCUAAAUCACUUGAGACUUGAGUCUUUAAUAACAAAGCAUCAAUAUUCACUAAAGUCAAUCUCUUGAGUUUCUGUGACUUCGCUAGAAGCUUGACACUAAGGGGUUAGUGUUAAUUUUCCCUGGGGGUGUUCCACUAGGGCAUUACUGUAUAUUUACUUCAUGUUGCCACACAGACUUCAAGAUACAUGAUAUUUUGGGGAUUUUGUUGAUUGGCCUAUGUUUUAUUGCAUAGUGUGAAAUGUGCAAAGCUUGGUUAACCUGUAUAUAGGUAGCUUAUUGUUGACUAGUUAUAGUGUAUUUAGGAUUGCCUGUACUAUUAAAGCUGCUUACUACUGUGUGUGCUGGUAGAAACAUAUAAUUUUUGUAUAUUAUAUUUACUGAGAUGUUGCCUUUUUUGUUUUACAAAUACUUUGGAAUUCUAAUGUGUUUUUUUCCUUUUGUGAGGAUUAAUUUGGAAAGGUUUUUAAUGACAUUCCACUGAUUUCAGAUUUUGCUUGAGAUUGACUUCAAUAAAUUGUCCUGUAUGUUCCAAAUUAAA
This is a messenger RNA of Hipposideros armiger (great roundleaf bat), 8434 nucleotides long. Its product is annotated as histone-lysine N-methyltransferase NSD3-like. The record is from RefSeq and is a predicted model, not a curated record. The transcript has 5 exons. The coding region runs from base 1977 to 2690 and encodes 237 amino acids. Lineage: Eukaryota; Metazoa; Chordata; Mammalia; Chiroptera; Hipposideridae. Gene Ontology annotation, molecular function: protein binding.